GCUAUAUUAGGUGUUGGUGGGGUGCAACAUGAAGACAGCCCUCAUGGUACGUUCCUCGCCUCUGUAAGAAUAAAAGCAGACCUCCCCCCCUUCCCCUUCCUCCCUGUCCUAAAACCAUCACUCACAUUCCAAAAACAGUGGUGAUAAGAGCAUCAACCAUGGCUAUUCCCAUCAAGGCCUCUCUUCUAGCUCUCAUUCUACUCCUCACUCCCUUGUCUUCAGGCAUGGCUGAGGGUUUCAAGGAUGGCACAAGCCCCAUUUACUUACUACACAAGGAUGGUACCCUGGUGAAUUCAAAGAAGCUUUUGAAGCUUGAUGCAGUGCUGGACUACGACUAUGCAGAAGCGAACCCCAAGCACGACCCGAGGAGGGGGAAGCCAGGUAAUGGUGGAGGUGGCAAGAACCCAUGACUCUGCUUAUCGUUUCGCUUUGAACCCUAGUUAAAUAAUGACACUACUCUCUCAAUCUAGAGGGAUUUUUUAUCAUAUAUGAUGAGAUGUUGUAUAGGAUUCUAUAUGAGGUUGUUCAGUAGUAAUGUUAUAAAACUACUCUUGUGGAGGAGUUGUGAGAAUGGAAUGGCCUUAAAAAGAUGAUAUUGCAUUGUGUUUU
Molecule: messenger RNA, 609 nt
Organism: Vitis vinifera (wine grape)
Lineage: Eukaryota; Viridiplantae; Streptophyta; Magnoliopsida; Vitales; Vitaceae
Exons: 3
Coding region: 159-410 (83 amino acids)
Source: RefSeq, a predicted model, not a curated record